AUGAUCCCCUCUGUCCACACGCGAUACAGCCUGCCCCUAGAACUGGAUCAUUACACCACCCAGUUUUUAACAGGCCAUGGCGAUUUCUACGGCAAACUACACAAGUUCAAUCUGGUAAGGGACCCCACGUGCGAGUGUGGAAGGAAUCCAGAAACGGUCCGGCACGUACUCAGGUUCUGUCCCAGAACGAUAGCGGCCAGGAGAAAACUGAAAAAAGUGCUAUCAGAAGAGGGCGAGAGAUGGCCGCCUGAAAAAGGAGCGUUCCUUAAAACCAAAAGAACGUACGAGGCCUUGGUUGUAUUCGCUAGGGAAGCCUUAACAAAUAGAAGUGAUCGAUAG
Messenger RNA from Macrosiphum euphorbiae (potato aphid), 339 nucleotides. Lineage: Eukaryota; Metazoa; Arthropoda; Insecta; Hemiptera; Aphididae. The record is from the annotation of a GenBank genome assembly.